AUUGCCGCCAGAAAACCCUAACUUCAGAUGAGCUUCGAGUUUCGCUGCCUCGCUAGCGUGCCGUCUUGUGCUGGAGAAGAUCUGUAUCCGCUUUGUUGGAAAGGCCAAAGAUAAAUAAUGAGUAAGCUUCAGAGUGAUGCGUUGAGAGAAGCAAUCUCAAACAUCAAGAGGGAUUCCAGCGAGAAAAAGCGUAAUUUUGUGGAGACCAUUGAACUCCAGAUUGGGCUGAAGAACUAUGAUCCUCAGAAGGAUAAGCGUUUUAGCGGUUCUGUGAAGUUGCCCCACAUUCCUCGCCCCAAGAUGAAAAUAUGCAUGCUGGGAGAUGCUCAACACGUUGAAGAGGCUGAGAAGAUGGGGUUGGACUACAUGGAUGUGGAAGGGCUGAAGAAGCUGAACAAAAACAAGAAAUUGGUUAAGAAGCUUGCCAAAAAAUACCAUGCCUUUUUAGCUUCUGAAUCCGUCAUUAAGCAGAUUCCCCGUCUUUUGGGCCCUGGUCUCAAUAAGGCAGGGAAAUUCCCCACACUUGUUACUCACCAAGAAUCUCUUGAGUCUAAGGUUAAUGAGACCAAGGCCAUGGUGAAGUUUCAGCUAAAGAAGGUGCUUUGCAUGGGAGUUGCUGUGGGGAAUGUUAGUAUGGAGGAAAAACAAAUCUUCCAGAAUGUACAAAUGAGCGUCAACUUCCUUGUUUCCUUAUUGAAGAAGAACUGGCAGAAUGUUAGGUGCUUGUAUCUCAAGAGCACAAUGGGGAGAUCAUAUCGCGUGUUUUAAUUGCCUCUUUCGAGUUUGCUGUGGUUAUAUCUAGCGUCCUAAAUCCUAGUAGUUGAACUACUUUUCUGGUGCAACAUUUUUGGUUGUAAUGCUCUUUACAUUUUGGUGUUCGUCGUUUUAUCCCAAGUUAAAUACUAGCCACAUUAAGAACAUCAGUUGUUUUUGUUUUCUUCGAUCUCAUAAUAUUUUUCUUUAAGCCUA
Molecule: messenger RNA, 969 nt
Organism: Neltuma alba
Lineage: Eukaryota; Viridiplantae; Streptophyta; Magnoliopsida; Fabales; Fabaceae
Product: 60S ribosomal protein L10a-1
Exons: 6
Coding region: 118-768 (216 amino acids)
Biological process (GO): translation
Cellular component (GO): large ribosomal subunit
Molecular function (GO): RNA binding; structural constituent of ribosome
Source: RefSeq, a predicted model, not a curated record